Molecule: messenger RNA, 1256 nt
Organism: Drosophila busckii
Lineage: Eukaryota; Metazoa; Arthropoda; Insecta; Diptera; Drosophilidae
Product: telomere-binding protein cav
Exons: 2
Coding region: 65-1159 (364 amino acids)
Source: RefSeq, a predicted model, not a curated record
AGCACAAUCUUGUUUAAAAUAUUUUGAUGUACAAAUAAUAAUAAAUACAAAACAGUUAAAUGCGAUGGAGCGUCAUUUAUCUGAGUAUUUUCUAAACUAUCAAAAGCAGGAACUUGCUGCUUUAAUGGACACGUUUGAGGAUGGCGAUAAAAUCGGCAAAAGAAUAGCGAAGCGCGCUUGCAAAGCGUUUGAGGUAACUGAAAAGGACAUGAGACGCAUUUACACACCAGAUGAAGUGCGACAGCUUUGCACGCGCACCAAGCUGCGUGUGGAUAUGACUCAAUAUAACUGUGUUUGGGAUGCAAAGCGACGCCUUAUGAAAAAGGGUCGUCUGGAAAACAAGUCGGAGCGUUUUAUUAAUGCCAUGCUGGUUAAAGCCAUCACCAGGAAAAUGUGUAUUCCUUACACGGAUGAGCAAAUUGCUAAGUAUAAUGAAAUUAAACGAUGCGAGCUGAAAAAGGCAAACAACUUUAGGUUGGAUCAAUGGAAGCGCCGCAGUGAUAAAGAAAAUAAAAAUACGGCAAACCAAUCUGUGCCUGAUAAUAUAAAUCUAAGCUCGAUCAAUGAUAUUACUGACGACCUAUCGUCAUCUGAUGAAGAUGUUGGUUUACUGGGCAGUGAUAUUAACACCGAACCGUUGACAUCUGAUGAUGAUUCGGCGUUCAUGGCUAAUGAUAUUAACACUGAGCCAUGUACCCAGGCACCACCAAUGCAAAGUCAGCCUGUGCUACUGGCUAGCGCAGAUUCUAUACUGCCUACUCAAGCUGAUGAGGAUUGGGCUGCAAUGGCAAAUGAUGUAAACACCGAACCAGUAACACAACCGCCACAACAACUGGAGAGUCAGCCUAAGUUGCUUGCUAACAAUGCUUCAAAUAACAAUAAUUUGGUGAAGAACCUCAACAAUGUAGAAAAUGAUAUCCCGGUUAGCUUACUGGAUUCCAAUAGCGAUUCCCUAAGCUGGGUUGAGCGAGCUCAUGAAGUAAACACAGAGUCCAUGAUAAACUCUAUUAAUACUGAAAGCCAACCCUUCACACAGAGCCAGCCAUUAACACAGAGCCAGCAAAUGAGGAGUGAACAGUUAUUGUGUUCCACUGAAGACUACGCUUUAUUUAAUACUCAAGUUCCUGCUACAUCAACACAAUCGCAGGAAUUACCAUAAGCAAAGCUCUUUUGUAAAAUUUUGUAUACUGAAAAUUUAAUUUAAUUUCUCAUGGAUUUUUGAAAAAUUCCCAAUAUUAUGUACUUCAAUACAUUUA